Messenger RNA from Capsicum annuum, 2069 nucleotides. RefSeq lists its product as uncharacterized. The record is from RefSeq and is a predicted model, not a curated record. Gene Ontology annotation, biological process: protein geranylgeranylation; protein farnesylation. Lineage: Eukaryota; Viridiplantae; Streptophyta; Magnoliopsida; Solanales; Solanaceae. The transcript has 12 exons. Gene Ontology annotation, molecular function: CAAX-protein geranylgeranyltransferase activity; protein farnesyltransferase activity. Bases 267 to 1535 code for a protein of 422 amino acids. Gene Ontology annotation, cellular component: cytoplasm; protein farnesyltransferase complex; CAAX-protein geranylgeranyltransferase complex.
ACUAUUGGGGUGAUUAAUUUCCUGACACUGCGUUAUUGUAAUACUCCGUGAUACACCGCUGCGCUUUUCGUUUACUUCAUCUUCUCAACUCGUAUUCCCUUUCCAUCCAAGUAUAUUCGCAUUUUCUCGACUGUUCUUUUCCAUUUCCAGUAAGUAAAAUUUGAGGCUUUAUGUGAUCCCGAAUAUUUGAGCUUAAGGCGUGAAGGGAUGUAUUUAACUUCCCCAUCUUGUGACCGCGGCAUUACAGAGUUUUCAGCCAAUUGUGGAUGGAGGAGCUUGAUCCGGUGGAGCUUCUAAGUUAUUUAGAGGGCAUAUUGGAGUCCGAUCCUCUCAUUGAUGAAAUAGGUUUCAUUCACCCAUCCCAUUUUGCUUCAUUGAAUGAAGAUAUAGGCACUCCUUCAACAUCUGUUGGCUCUGUGCAAAAAAAAACUUCUGGGACACUUUUCUGGGGUAGGGAUCACAAGCUAGGCAUCUCAACCAACGUUCUCUUUCCACUUUAUGUUGCGGCCAAAAAUGCAUUUCUGGAAGCAUAUAAAAAUUAUAAAGUGCACCAUAGAGAUGAUAAAAAUGCUUCAAGCUGCUCCUCAUCUUCUCCACUUAGUCUCGAAAGUGAAUUGAUGAAGCACAGCAGGGCACUAUUGCUUCUAAGUUGUGAUUUUGGAACAGCAUGGAAUUCCAGGAAGCUAGUUUUGUCAAAGAAGCAAUCUCUUUCCAUGUUCAUGAAUGAGCUCAUCUUUUCAUCUGUGGUUCUUUCUCAUUCACCUAAAAGUGAGCAAACAUGGAGCCAAAGGAGGUGGGUGGUCAAGAUGAUUGCUGGAAAUUGUUCAAAUCUGCGAGAGAUUAUGGAAAGAGAAUCCGAGUUAGUGAAAAAACUGGCUGAGAGAUCAAAGAUGAAUUAUCGUGCAUGGUAUCACCGUUGCUGGUUAGUUUCCUACAUGUCAGAGGAACAGAUGCUGCAGGAGUUUAACAAGUCGCGGGAGUGGGCUGGCCUCCAUGUUGCUGAUAACUCUUGCUUUCAUUACCGUGCACGCUUGAUGCUUCGGCUGUUUAAAGAAUCACAACAUAGCCAGGAUCAAGAUGCUAGCUUUGAUCCAGAACUGCAUGAAUUAUUGAAGGAUGAAUUUGACUGGGUGGAGAAGUUGAUAAAACGUUAUGUGGGGAGAGAGGCGUUGUGGCUUCAUCGCCGCUUCCUCUCGACUUGUUGGAUAAGAUAUUUUGCAUGUGGUGAUCAUAAUAGAACCUUGCCUUCUAACCCGAGAAACAUCCGGACCGUCGACAUUGACAUGUUCAUAGACAAUGAAUUAGAACUAUUUUGUUCCUGUACAAUUCUACCUGACAGUGACUUUGAGGACUAUCAAGCUCAAGCAACCUUUGCUGCUACUUAUAUGGUGUGGCUCAAAACGCAAUUAUCAGGGGCUCUGGCGAUCGAUAUUCAAAAGAUGGAAACAAGCAGACUGAAGUCACUCCUGACUAAUGUAUGCCCAGAAAAGAGCUUACUUUGGAAUUCUUUGCCUGAGCUAUGUGAAAGCACAUAACCCUUCUCAUAAGGGAAGAUGAGGAAAUUGUAGCAUAGUUGUCUCAACUUCAUGGAUUUAAAAUGGUGAUAUUGCUUCAUAUUGUUAGAACUUGAAGUUAUUACUCCUUAGUCCUCUCCUUGAAACAGCCUCUGGCAGAAAUGCAAGGUAAGGCUGCAUACGAUACACCCUUGUGGUGGGGCCCUUCCCCGGACACCGCGCAUAGCGGUAACUUUAGUGCACCGGCGCCCUUUUUGCCCUCUCCUAACCACUCUAUUCUCCGGUGAAAGUACAGUACAUCCGAGAAAAAUUUAUUGCGCUGAACUUUAUUAGUUAUUAGCUUGAUAAGCAGCCACUUUACUCAAUUUACUUUCGGUUACCUGGUGAUAUGGAUGGUUUCAGUGCUGCACACAGGUGCAUUGCCGCUUCACUUUUGUUCUUGCAACUUGUAUACACCCAGCUAAUUAUUGCGAUAGAGAUGUCUCUACAGAACACAAUUGUGAUUUUUAGAAUGUUUUGUCAUGCUUUAUGUGGUAUUUUACUAUGAUUUCUUCA